CCCCGCGGGGUGAUGCUGCAACUGCCGGGCUGGGGGCGCCAGGCCAGGACCGAGCUGCACGCAGGAGAACCAGGAGCCCAGUUCGAGAAAGGGAUGCCUCCUGUCUGGGCGCACAGGAAGAUCUCCACUGCUUAGAACACCCGUAUUUCAUUUUUCCACCUAACUUGAAAGCAAGAACGUGUCAUUGUUCUGUCUCUGUGACCUCAGUGUCUUGGUCCUCAGUCUCGUGGGAGGAUGAAUUGGAGGGUGGACAGUGACAAACACCAGCCCUGCCUACAAUGAUCCCCCCAUCGAGCAGCACCCCUCCGGGAGAGGCCCUCUUCCCCAGUGUGGCUACUCAGGACCUCUGGCAGUCUCCCAUCUCCAGCUACUCAGGGUCCAUGACAAGACACAUCAGCCACCGGGCCAACAACUUCAAACGCCACCCCAAGAGGAGGAAGUACAUCCGGCCCUCUCCACCCCCGCCCCCCAACACCCCAUGUCCCAUCGAGCUGGUGGACUUUGGGGACCUGCACCCACAGAGGUCCUUCCGGGAGCUUCUCUUCAACAGCUGCAUCUUGUUUGGCAUUGAGUUCAGCUACGCCAUGGAGACUGCAUAUGUGACCCCAGUGCUCCUGCAGAUGGGCCUGCCUGACCAGCUGUACAGCCUGGUAUGGUUCAUCAGUCCCAUCCUCGGAUUCUUGCUGCAGCCUCUGUUGGGUGCCUGGAGUGACCGAUGCACCUCAAGGUUUGGAAGGAGACGUCCUUUCAUUCUCGUCCUGGCGAUAGGAGCAUUGCUGGGCCUCUCCCUCUUGCUAAAUGGACGGGACAUGGGCAUGGCCCUGGCAGACACAGCCACCAAUCACAAGUGGGGCAUCCUCCUGACGGUGUGCGGGGUGGUACUGAUGGACUUCAGUGCCGACUCAGCAGAUAACCCCAGCCACGCCUACAUGAUGGACGUGUGCAGCCCCGUGGACCAGGACCGAGGUCUCAACAUCCACGCCCUCCUGGCAGGUCUCGGAGGAGGGUUCGGCUAUGUGGUCGGGGGAAUUCACUGGGACAAAACCAGCUUCGGGAGGGCCCUAGGUGGCCAGCUCCGAGUCAUUUACAUCUUCACCGCGGUCACCCUGAGUGUCACCACUGUGCUCACCCUGAUUAGCAUCCCAGAGAGACCCCUGCGGCCGCUGAGUGAGAAGAGGACAGCAAUGAAGAGCCCCAGCCUCCCGCUGCCCCCCUCCCCACCUGUGCUGUUAGAGGAGGGGGCCAGUGACAUCCUCCCCUCCACUACAGCCACCAGCUUGUAUGCCAGCUUCUCUAGCCCCAUCUCACCACCCAGUCCCCUCACCCCCAAGUAUGGCAGCUUUAUCAGCAGAGACAACUCUCUCACAGGCAUCAACGAGUUCGCAUCAUCCUUUGGCACCUCCAACAUAGACAGUGUGCUCAUUGACUGCUUCACUGGGGGCCAUGACAACUACCUGGCCCUCCCCAGCAGUGUCCCUAGGCAGCCCAUAAGUGUCAGCUUCCCCCGGGCCCCGGAUGGUUUCUAUUGCCAGGAGCGGGGGCUGCUGGAGAGGAGAGAGGGGGCUCUGACUUUGGGCUCUGAUGGAGAUGUGCUGAGGGUGGGCUCCUUGGAUACCUCCAAGCCUCGGGCCUCAGGGAUCCUGAAGAGGCCCCAGACCUUGGCUCUUCCAGAUGUGGCCGGAGGCAGUGGCCCUGAAACCAGCAGGAGAAGGAACGUGACCUUCAGCCAACAGGUGGCAAACAUCCUACUGAACGGUGUGAAAUAUGAGAGUGAGCUGACGGGCUCCAGUGAACAGUCGGAACAGCCCCUGUCCCUGCGGCACCUCUGUUUCACCAUCUACAACAUGCCCAAGGCGCUGCGCAACCUCUGCGUCAACCACUUCCUGGGGUGGCUCUCAUUUGAGGGGUUGCUGCUCUUCUACACCGACUUCAUGGGUGAAGUGGUGUUCCAGGGUGAUCCGAAGGCCCCGCACGCGUCGGAAGCCUAUCAGAGGUACAACAGCGGCGUGACCAUGGGCUGCUGGGGCAUGUGCAUCUACGCCUUCAGUGCUGCCUUCUACUCAGCCAUCCUGGACAAACUGGAGGAGUGUCUGAGCGUCCGUACCCUCUACUUUAUUGCCUACCUUGCCUUUGGCCUGGGCACUGGGUUGGCCACACUCUCCAGGAACCUGUACGUGGUCCUGUCCCUCUGCAUCACCUACGGCAUCCUGUUCUCCACGCUCUGCACCCUGCCCUACUCACUGCUCUGUGAUUACUACCAGAGUAAGAAGUUUGCAGGGUCCAGUGCAGAUGGCACACGGCGCGGCAUGGGAGUGGACAUCUCGCUGCUCAGCUGCCAAUACUUUCUGGCCCAGAUCCUGGUCUCCCUGGUCCUGGGGCCCCUGACCUCAGCCGUGGGCAGUGCCAAUGGUGUGAUGUACUUCUCCAGUCUUGUGUCUUUCCUCGGCUGUCUCUACUCCUCCCUGUGUGUAACCUAUGAAAUCCCUUCAGGUGACACAGUUGAUGAAGAGCACCGGCCCCUUUUGUUGAAUGUUUGAUGUCCCAGAACCUCAACUUUGGACUUGAGGCUGGUCUGCAGCAGGCUGGCCACUGAGAAACCAAAGGCCUUGGUGGACAGGCAGGCUUCCCGGUGAAAUGUAAAUAUGUGGUAAAUAAUAAAUGACAGCAGCAAA
Messenger RNA from Nannospalax galili (Upper Galilee mountains blind mole rat), 2672 nucleotides. RefSeq names its product solute carrier family 45 member 1 (gene Slc45a1). The record is from RefSeq and is a predicted model, not a curated record. The coding region runs from base 279 to 2537 and encodes 752 amino acids. The transcript has 10 exons. Gene Ontology annotation, biological process: transmembrane transport. Gene Ontology annotation, molecular function: sucrose:proton symporter activity. Lineage: Eukaryota; Metazoa; Chordata; Mammalia; Rodentia; Spalacidae. Gene Ontology annotation, cellular component: membrane.